Molecule: messenger RNA, 1194 nt
Organism: Emericellopsis cladophorae
Lineage: Eukaryota; Fungi; Ascomycota; Sordariomycetes; Hypocreales; Bionectriaceae
Exons: 1
Coding region: 1-1194 (397 amino acids)
Source: RefSeq, a predicted model, not a curated record
AUGUCUGACUUUGAAGCGCAGAUCCGCGAAGCCGCGUCACGCAACACACAACUGCUUAGAGUCCUCCAGGAAACGGACCACGCCAAACCCAGCCUCCAGGAGCAGAUUCGCUACGUCCAGGACCUCGAGAAGGAUGUCGCCAACAUUGACAAGAAGCUCAAACAGCUCGAGCAGAAGCGUGCCAAGGAGCUCAAAGACCACGAAAAGUACCGCGACAGCAACAUCCGCCGCUUCGUCUACAAGGCUACGGGUAAGAAGGACAAGUUCGAAGCAGCAGCGGAGAAGGAGGAGCGCGAGUACUUUGAGGUCUUGCAAGAAGAGCACCAGGCCAACCAGCUGAAGGCAAACUUGGCCGAGCAGCUCGAUGCAGCAAAUAAGGUGAAGCGUGAGCUCGAGGCGGUAGCAAGGCGACAUGACGCCGCGCAGCUAGAGCUCGACCGACUGUACCACGCCAUCUUCAGCGGGCCGACACCCCAGUUCCCCGAGGAGGAUGUGAAGGAGAGGCAGAGCGACCAGAAGCUGCAGGCGUAUCACGAGGCGCGGACCAAGUUCGAGGCCGAGACGCAUGUCGUGCGCCUUCUCAACGAGGCGGUGCCGUUGAUCAUGGGCGCGCUCAGGCACAUAGAGAUGGCGCUGCAGCAUUCCCGGGUGGACAUGUUUGGCGGCGGGGCGAUGCACGACAUGAUGGAGCGGCACCAGCUCGCGCAGGCGGAGGGUAUGAUCCAGCGCGCGCGGAUGCAGAUCCAGCAUGCGCGUCAGGCGUCGCCCCUAGUUGGGCCCAUGCCGCCUAUCAACAUCAACCAUGGAAGCAUUAUGACGGAUGUAUUCUUUGACAACAUCUUCACCGAUAUGGCCUUUCACGACGAGAUCAAGCGCGGACGGUCCGAGGUGCAGCGGUUCGCGGUGGCGCUGCAGGAACAGCUACAGGCGGCGGAGGGCAGGCGGAGAGGCAUCGAGGAACAGUUGAAGAGCAGAGAGAUGGAGCUAGAACAGGCGAGAAAAGAACUGCAGGAGGAGAGGGGGAGGGCGUUUGAAAGAUACGCCGGCGAGCAAGGGGCUAACACCCAUGGGGGGGAUCUGCCGCCGGCGUACGAUGAGGUUUCAUCAUCUGUAGGACCACCGCCAGGGCCGCCACCAGCGCAGACGGGGACAGAUGGGAAGCCGUCAACGAAUCCUUUCACGCGAGAGGGUUGA